Messenger RNA from Pediculus humanus corporis (human body louse), 234 nucleotides. RefSeq lists its product as uncharacterized. The transcript has 2 exons. The record is from RefSeq and is a predicted model, not a curated record. Lineage: Eukaryota; Metazoa; Arthropoda; Insecta; Psocodea; Pediculidae. Bases 1 to 234 code for a protein of 77 amino acids.
AUGUUUUGUACACGUGCCGGAAUAAUUAUUUACGAAUGUAAAUUUUACGUUUUUACAAGAAAUCAGGGACGUGUUAAGGAUAUGAGAAAGAAUGAAAAAUUUUAUGGGAAGGAAUUGACGACAAUCGAAAAUUUUAAAACAGCAACAACAACAACAACAACAACGACAGGAGGAAAGAACAACACGCACACCGGUAUGUUAAAUGUCUUAUCAUUCGAAAUGAAAACGAAUUAA